AUGGUGCUCAAACCAGGUAGCGUGCACGCUACGGAAUUCACUCAUGAACACACACACCAACCACCAUCACGUAUUCGUCUCUUACCAAAAUCGUCGUCGGAAGCUGCUGCUGCCAGAACCGCCUCCGCAACCGCUACGCAUCACGCAACGCAUGCUUCAACACCAACGCUAACCAAUGCUAAUCUAGCUUCAGAACUAGACGAAUGUGCUGCGAUUGGCUUGUAUUGUCGUGGAAACACUGUGUGUCGUAAUCUUAGCUGUCAGUGUCCUGACGGUUACGUACUGCAUAAUGACGGAUGUGUCCCGCCAGAUGAAGCUGGCCGACGUAGGGUUGGCGCCAAAUCCAGACAUCAAGGUACACCAACAUACGCUCGACCAGGUCAACAGUGUGCGAAUGGAGAGAUAUGCGUUGGUGGAAGUUUCUGCAAAGAAAUGACGGUUUGCGCGUGCCCACCCGAGAAGCCAAUCUUGCAAGGAGAUACUUGUAUCGCACAACAAUAUAAAAAAAUCGCGACACCAGGAGAGUCCUGUGACGAAAAUACUGAAUGCACCAAAGAGAGCACGUAAGU
Cylicostephanus goldi is the source of this 569-nucleotide messenger RNA. The record is from the annotation of a GenBank genome assembly. NCBI's taxonomy places the organism in Eukaryota, Metazoa, Nematoda, Chromadorea, Rhabditida, Strongylidae.